Pistacia vera is the source of this 1047-nucleotide messenger RNA. RefSeq lists its product as uncharacterized. Gene Ontology annotation, biological process: protein phosphorylation. The record is from RefSeq and is a predicted model, not a curated record. NCBI's taxonomy places the organism in Eukaryota, Viridiplantae, Streptophyta, Magnoliopsida, Sapindales, Anacardiaceae. Gene Ontology annotation, molecular function: protein tyrosine kinase activity; ATP binding. The transcript is spliced from 7 exons. The coding region runs from base 1 to 1047 and encodes 348 amino acids.
AUGAAGAUAUUUGAUUUUCAAAUCAUUGCUGCUGUAACAAACAAUUUCUCAACAGCAAAUAAGCUUGGACAGGGUGGUUUUGGUCCAGUCUAUAAGGGUAAAUUACCAGAUGGACAAGAAAUAGCAAUAAAGAAACUCUCAAAAAGCUCAAAACAAGGAAUAGUGGAGUUCAAGAAUGAAGCUAAACUCAUUGCCACAUUCCAGCAAACUAAUCUUGUAAGGCUUUUGGGAUGCUCUCUUCAUGGAGGAGAAAGAUUUUUAAACUAUAAGUACUUGCCCAACAAAAGCUUGGAUAAUUUUUUCUCUUUGAUUUUCCGAAGUGUAAACUAUAGAGAGUACGGAUUGGAGGUUGUAAGCGAUACGGUACCGUACUUCCCUGUGAGGGUGACAGUGAGGUCAAGUUGGGAUGCUUUAACGAGAAUAACGGGGAUUUUAGGGACAGUGAGGAAUGGUGAGGUUGAGGAAAAAAGAAUAACGGACAGUACGGGAGCCAAAAGGUUGGCUAACAAGGUUUUGGCGGGGAACAAGUCUACUAAGGCACGGGAAUUAGAGGACAGGUUAAAAGAUGGUGAGUUUAACGAUUCAGAGAUGUUCAAAUUGUGCUUGGGGGUUGUCCGUCCAUUCCUCACCCCUACUGGGGCUGAAGCGCAACAGCACUAUGUCAUAUCUUUCCGAGCACUGGAGGAUCAAAGGGAUGAAAGGAUAAAUCGAUUGACGUGGGACCUACAAGGGGUCACACAUGUGAGGGUAGUUACAGGGCCACUACUUGAGAAUGUGAUUGACGCCGAGGAGGAUGAAGUCGCAAUCGAGAACCGAAAGAGCAGGUUUGUGAAAUCACCUUACACCGUACUAACACGUGGAAUUAAGAGGAAAACAAAGAAAAAAAUUGAGGAAGAAGCCAAAAGUGAGGGGGUUAAAGAGGUUUCUCGAGGAAGUGGGGCAGUUAUAAUGGAGGAGGUUAAGGCGGGAGGUGAAGGAAGCGGGGAUGAUGAUGCAAUAUGUAAUGAAGGACAGGCCCAAAUAUGGCCACAGUUGGGCAAAGGUUAA